UGUUAAGUGGAAGGGAGCAUAUCCGUGUUCUGAUUGGCUCCUGGCUCUUGAAGCCAACAUUCCACUGUGACUUCCCCACUGGCCAAGUGUGGUCUCUCACUCACCUGGAGGUGUCCACUGUGUUGGGCUGCCCACUCCAAGUUCACACUGCCUCAGGCAUCACAGGUCUGAUCACGGGCUCCACGUUGGACUAAUUACAGCGGAAACAUGUUUGUAUCACUCACUACUAUCAUCACUCUUCUUGGCUUCUCUUCUCUGCAUCCCACGUCUGGCCAGGACUGUGCUAGCAGAAUGGAAAUUCAAGGAUCCCUGAAACAGAUCCAGAAACUUCUUUCAGCUCAUGAAGCCUCUUAUGUUCAGAGCCUGCGCAACCUGAAGAAGAAAAUAAACCUUAUACAGAGUAGCACAGGGAAGCACUCUACGAGAACCGUAAACAGUACCUGCCCCAAACUGGAUGUGCCUUACAAUGGGAGGAAACUGGGUAAAUCACACAGCGUGGGCCAUGAGGUUCAUUUUUUGUGCGACCCUGGCUAUGAACUUGUGGGAACAGAGAGCAGAAUUUGUCAGGAAAGUCUGAGCUGGAGCGGCCAGCAGCCAAUAUGCAAAGAAGUCAACGAGUGUGCUUCCAUCCCGUGCCUGAAUGGUGGAACGUGUUUGGAUGACGUUAACCAGUUUUCUUGCGUCUGUCCUAAAGGCUGGGCUGGAGAAACUUGCCAAAGCCCCGUGCCAACAUUCUUUGGCACCAUUACAAACACUUCCGCUGCCACAUCCCCAACCUCUGCUGCCUCUGCUACACUGGCAUCCGACACGGCUGGCUCCUUUGUGCGUCCAUCACGCUGCAGCACUGUGCAGGGGACCACCCACUGCACUUGUGAGCCAGGAUACACCAUCUCCGGCAGAGACAGCACCACUUGCACCGAUAUCGAUGAAUGUGAGCUGUUUCAUAAUGGACAGGCCGGGAGACUGUGUUUACACACAUGUGUUAACACCGCUGGGGGUUAUCGCUGCACCUGUCCCGCUGGAUACAAUGUGACCCGCGAUGGACGCAGCUGUAAAGACAUUGAUGAGUGUGCCAGUAGACAAAAUAACUGCACCAGGGAGCAGACCUGCAUCAACACAUACGGAGGCUUCCAGUGUGUUCGCGUGGACUGUCCAAAAAAUCCUCAUGCCACUUACGUCAAAACAUCACCCAUGCGCUGUGAGCGAAAUCCCUGCCCUGUGGAUAACAAGCUGUGUUCUCAGGCUCCAAAUUCCUUCUCCUACCAUUACCUGGCAGUCGUAUCCAACCUGUCAGCCCCCCGUGUCAUGUUCCGGGUUUCGGCGUUGCGUCCAAUAGGUGACACGCUUCGCUUCUCUCUGCUGGGUGGAAGGCAGGCUCGGCGCCACUUCACAGUCCAGCGUUCAGAUCGCCUGACAGGUCAGCUGAUGCUGAGCAGCCCAGUGCAGGGCCCUGCCACUCUGGAGGCUGAGGUGGAGAUGACUGAGCUGGAGAGAAGGGUCCAGCUCGGCAGGUACAUAACCAAAGUCACCAUGUUUGUUUCUCCAUAUGAGUUCUAAAACAAAAGAUGGGUAGGAGUCAAAGGUCAAACUAAAUGCUAUUCAACAUAAACAUAAACGUUGCUCUUGCACUGCUGCUUGGCUGUAUUGGAAGACAUCCAUGCAUUGCUAAACAAAUACUAAUAUGGUGUAAUUCUUUUCAUGAAUUCAGCAAAACAUUCAUUGUGUAGACCACGUAAAAAUAAAUAAUUCUAUUCCAUUAAAUAAAUUCAAUUGACUUAAAUCAUUACAAAUACAGGUUUAUUUGUCUAUCGUAUGUAUGCCAGCAAGUUAUAGCGACAGGCAGAACAAUGAAAGGCUCUUUAAUGGAAUAGGCUACAAUAAACCUGUGUAUUGCCGCUGGCCAGUCGUAUAACUUAAGAACAGAUUUGUGUUAAGUUAAACUGACCAACAUUUCACACAAAUAGUCAAUAUGUCAGUAAAAUGAGACCAGAUUAUGAUUUUUUUUAGUACAUAUAUACUAAUUGUGAUGUUUUUGUUUACUGGUGUGCAGUGAGAUUUUUCUUAUCUAAAAUGUAUGUCUUGCCCAAUAAAGUUUGGGAAAGCUGUUAUAGACGUUACUGUUAAAAGUGUUAACUGAUUAAAGCACUAGUUCGUCACGUUCUGAAGUUUGUUGCCUCAGAUGUGAAUUGAUAUCAUAAAUGCUUUUAGUUCCGAUGUACCUAUGUAUUGAAAUGUGAACAUUUUACAUCUCCCAAAUAAAGAUAAGCAUUUAAAUAGA
Molecule: messenger RNA, 2278 nt
Organism: Syngnathus acus (greater pipefish)
Lineage: Eukaryota; Metazoa; Chordata; Actinopteri; Syngnathiformes; Syngnathidae
Product: fibulin-7
Exons: 8
Coding region: 208-1557 (449 amino acids)
Molecular function (GO): calcium ion binding
Source: RefSeq, a predicted model, not a curated record